GACUGCCUCUAAUGGCAUGGUGAGAUGUGUUGAAGAGCAGCUGCGAGGGUGUCCGACGGCAAGGCUCUAGAAGCUGGGCUUGCAACAUCAUGGGCCAGUGUGUCACGAAGUGCAAGAAUCCUUCUUCUACCCUUGGCAGCAAAAAUGGAGAAAGAGAGUCCGGCAGCAAGUCGCAUAGUAAGAGAAGUGCAGUCCACAAAGAUGACCAUGGUUCAGCUUGCGGGAAGUCUUCAGGAGAUAUACUUGUGAAUGGGACCAAGAAAACGGAUGCUGCUGUAGAGUCUAGUCAGCCUCCAAUGUUUUCUGGAGAUACAAAGAAAGACUCUGUUUCCAGCACAGAAGAAUCUUCGCUCCAAAGGAUCGGGGAGUUAUUUAGGAGGUAUAAGGAUGAACGGGAAGAUGCCAUACUAGAAGAAGGAAUGGAACGAUUUUGCAAUGACCUCUGUGUUGAUCCCACUGAAUUUAAAGUGCUAGUUUUGGCUUGGAAAUUCCAGGCUGCUACCAUGUGCAAAUUUACAAGGAAGGAGUUUUUUGAAGGCUGCAAAGCAAUAAAUGCAGACAGCAUUGACGGCAUUUGUGCAAGGUUCCCCAGCCUCUUAAAUGAAGCCAAGCAGGAAGAUAAAUUCAAGGAUCUCUAUCGCUUCACCUUCCAGUUCGGCCUGGACUCUGAAGAAGGCCAGAGGUCGCUGCAUCGGGAAAUAGCCAUUGCCCUUUGGAAAUUAGUCUUCACCCAAAACAAGCCCCCCAUUUUGGACCAGUGGUUACACUUCCUAAUUGAGAACCCCUCAGGAAUCAAGGGAAUCUCCCGGGACACGUGGAACAUGUUUCUAAAUUUUACUCAGGUGAUUGGACCGGACCUUAGCAACUACAGCGAGGACGAGGCCUGGCCGAGUCUCUUCGAUACCUUUGUGGAGUGGGAAAUGGAGCGAAGGAAAAAGGAAGAGGGAACCAAAUGUAUUGCGUCUUCGGACACAGAGGGCCUGUGUGCGGAGGAACAGACUUAGCGGCGUCGACGCAGCAGUGACGAAAGCAACCUGUUGCCCUUCGUGAAAUGUAAACUCUGGAUGUUUCUGGAAAUGACCGAGGAUCCAGAUUUUUCUACUUUACACCUUUUUCUGCCUUGUCUUUGAAAGGGCUCUAAAAUGCUGUAUCCUGUUUUAGGCACUUUCUUAAUUUUGGUUAUUCCUUUUACUCUUGCCCUGAAAUAUUUGACCCUGGCUACAAGUUAAGCAUUUGGUUUUUUGUUUUUUUUUUUUUUAAGACUUCAGAUUAGUAUAAGUAAGUCUGAUAUUUCUUGCACAAUGUAGAUCUAUUUAGUUAGGUUAAAUUAACAUUGCUAAAUUAUACAGUGCCAGAAAGUUUUUCAUACUACAUCUGUCAGGGCAGAUCUGUACUGUGUGUAGUGCUGUUUACAUUGUUGAAAUUUUAGGCUGUAAUAAUUUUAAGGUUUUAUACCAAGAUGAACUGCAGUGUUAACUAUAAAUGCAUUAAUCCCCUGGUAAUAAGGCUCUAAGAAACCAACAUAAGCAACAGCUUUUUGUAAUAUGGCUAAUUCCCAUUUUAAGCUAACUCUUAGUGAAUGAGUCCGGAUCAUUCCUUUUUUUUUGAGUUUCAAACUGAAUGUUGGGAUUGUUUUAUAAAAUUACUGUACCUGUCAGUCAACUGAGUGGUAGAUGAUGAUUUGUAUCUAAAUCUCUUACACAUCAUGUAAUAAAAGAGCAGUACU
Molecule: messenger RNA, 1726 nt
Organism: Phaethon lepturus (White-tailed tropicbird)
Lineage: Eukaryota; Metazoa; Chordata; Aves; Phaethontiformes; Phaethontidae
Gene: DCUN1D3
Product: DCN1, defective in cullin neddylation 1, domain containing 3
Exons: 2
Coding region: 90-1004 (304 amino acids)
Biological process (GO): protein neddylation; positive regulation of ubiquitin-protein transferase activity
Cellular component (GO): ubiquitin ligase complex
Molecular function (GO): cullin family protein binding; ubiquitin conjugating enzyme binding; ubiquitin-like protein binding
Source: RefSeq, a predicted model, not a curated record